Molecule: messenger RNA, 7898 nt
Organism: Linum trigynum
Lineage: Eukaryota; Viridiplantae; Streptophyta; Magnoliopsida; Malpighiales; Linaceae
Source: the annotation of a GenBank genome assembly
ACACUUAAUCAUGUGUUAUCCUUGUGUCCCUGUCUUCAUUGAUUAUAUGAUGGCAUGAAGCAAAAUCACGCAUUAGCCAGUCAAGUUCCUAUUGUAUGUGGCGAAAGCUCGAGUAUAAUGGCCUUAAUGGAAGGGAUUGAGUGAUGUUAUUGAUGAGUCAUUGAUGCAUGAUAUGUUUGAGCCUUAGUAUGUGUUAUAAUGCUCAAGUUUACCUUAUUGUUCAAUAACAUAUAUUUACUUUUAAGCAUCUAUAAUUUGAAAAAACCCCUAAACAACUUUACUUUUCCUUGCUUUACUUUUCUUUGCUUGUUACUCAAAUGAAACCCUGUAAAGAAGCUUUUCCAUUUCGUGUGAGCAUAUAUGGUAUGGUGUGAGUAGUUAUGCAUUAGAAGACCUUGUGACAUACGACCUAGGAUAUCCUAUGAUUUUUAUCACUUGCACGAAUAAACCCCAUAAGUAGUAUUUUAUACCCACAUUUAGGAUAUAAUAUUAUUAUGUGGCACACUCUUGGUUGAUUUUAUGAUAGAAAAGUCUUGAUAUCCAAUGUGUGAUUAAUAGGCCUAAGAUAUUAUUUUGUAUUAUUUGAUGCCUUUCGGAUAGUUUUGGUGAUUUUCAGGAAAAAGCAUGCCUAGGAAGAAUAUUGGAAUGGACCUGAAGCAAAACCUUAAUUCUUGGAGGAAGACAGAAUCACAAAUGCCUAAGUUUUGGGUAGACCCGCUAUGACCCAUUCUAGCUGGAAUUUGGUGGAGAGGUUCACGAAUCUGAAGGAGACGUGGGCACCCAAUUUUGGCUCGAUCUGACAAUGGAAGACCACGAUGGCCCAAAAUCAUUGUUGACAGCCGGUACUUUAGGAUCUCUUGUCGUGCAAACCAGGUAAGACGAUUCCUAGUUCAAAUAAGAAGGGGUAAACCUUAUGUAAUGUCAGUUAGCAUUAUCGGCUUGGGGAAUUAGUAUAAAUAGGGGACUUGGGACACAUUGUACAACUUUUUGGACUCCAAAAGGUCAAAAGUUUCUCCAUUUUUGAGGAAAAUUGCAUCCAUGAUCCCAAACUAUAAUAGUUUAGCGUUAAAUGAGAUAAGAGAAGCAGCCCUGUUGGCGCCCUCUCUCUCGAUGUCGAGCUAAACCUCCCAUCGGAUAGGAAUGCUAACGAUUGAUUCCCUUUUGGAAUCUUACCCAUAAAUUAAACACUUCAAAGAGAAAGAGAGCUAGAAUAGGUAAGGAUGCUAGCACUAGUUUCACUAUUGUUGAUGUGUCUUUGACGGAAGCUACUGUUUUAUGUUGUUCCGCAUCAACCUCAGGAAUAAGAUGUUGUUUAGAAAAUAGAACCAUGUGUAUCCAUAAGUAAUAAUACAUUGACAUUGAGUUAAUGCUAAUGAUCAUCAUUCUUAGUUGAAUACCUCGACUAUCAUGCACGGCAUGUCGAGAAAACCUGCAUUCGUGGUAGUAUAUAUUUCGAAGAACGAAUACAUGACAAGACAAAGAACUGCACAUGCAUUGGAAUUGAAGAAUAACCGAUGAUUGUUCUAUGGCAGGAUGACAAAUCGUGCAUAGAAAAUUAUUGGAUCACUAAUCAAUAAAUUAUUUGAUAUUUUUAUAUGGCAUGCCACUAUUGAUAUCAGUUCUUCAUAACUAUCCGAGGCAUGAUGAGAAAUCACACACUUAGGGGGGUUACAAUUGCCACAUGAUGAGAAAUCGUGAGCGAGAGUAUGUUUCCUAGUAAGAUUGAAGUGAGAUGAUCCAAACACCUUUGUCUCAAUCAAUAUGUUCUACUAAACAAAGUUGGUUCACUAGGUGAAACAAUCCGACUUUAUACCUCUUACUUUGCCUUUCAACCCGUUUCUAACUUCUAUUUUACCUUCCUACUUAGUAAACACAACAAUCAGGAAAAAUCAACCUCAUCUGAAGAAUCUUCGAACCACUAGUAGUGGAUUUAAAGCAGAGAAAUUGCUAGAGGUCCUACAGAGUACGACACUAUACAUUUGUUUAGGUCGUAAUCGAUUUUUGCUACAUACUAUAGCCAUCAAGCUUUGUCUAUAUCUUUUCUUGUUUGGUCAUUUAAUAGACAUAUUUUGAUUGGAAGAUGGUUUUAAUCUCAUUUUAAAUUUUUAUAAUAUUCCAAUUUAUUUAUAUUGACACUUUUUUAAUGCAUGCAUACAGAUGUGUGGUGAAGAAAGAAAAGAAAAGUAAAUUGGCAAUAGAUUAAUAAGGUAAAUAGUAGGUCAAACUUGAGAUCAUAUAGCAUAGUAACAUAUCCUCAUCGAAGGAAUUGUAAUUUAUCUAAAAGCAAGUUCAAGUUCCAAUUGUGAAACGUCAAAUAGAAGAACCAUGCAUGGCUGCACACAACUAGCAUACAUCGUCCCAAAUCUCCAUCACAUUAAAUGAUUUACCUUUAAGAAUCAUUUGUAGGCACACCUAAUCUAUAUAUCUUUUAAAAAAAGUUUCUACCUUUUACUCUUCUCCAUAUUAUUUUUAAUUUUUCCACAAAUAAAAUUAUGAAUCAUAAAAUUACAUAUUGUAGAAAAAAUAAUAAGAAGAAUUAAUGUUUUAUGAUGGAUGCUAGUGAGCCAAGCUGAAUUCACGAUAGUCCAGUGAUAGUCUUUCUUUUCCAUCUUCUUUUCCCAAUAAAAAACAAACUAGAGUUUUUUUUACAAUAUCAAACAUAAAAUCCCCCUCAUAAGUUUGUUUUGUACAACAAGUAACUGCUAAUAAUUCAUUUUUCUCUUAUUUUUUGAUUUUUUUUUUGUCUGCAACAAGAAUAAAAUUGAAGAAAAUUGAGGAGUGAAAGCUCUCUUAAGUUCAUCUUAAAUUGGAUUGAAAUCUCUCUCAUCUUCUGCAAUCAGUCUGUAUAGAUGUGUUGCUAUAUAUGAAACUCAUUUGACCCUUUUGAUUUCUUCGUUCUUUUAUUUUCCCAGAAUUUCUUUCCCUCUUUCUGACGGAUUAGAAGAGAACUAGUAGGGACGAAGAAUUCGACACGAGAAUGCUUUCUUUUAGCUAGGUAAGAAGAUUUUCUUGUCCAUUCUUUUUUAUUGUGAUUCUCGGGAUUUCCCGAAUAUGAAGAUAAUGAUGAUUGUGAUUAUGUGUUCUAGGUUUGAUGGAUUCAUCCAAAUGUAUAAAGAUAAUCAUCUGAUUUUUUGUUGGUUUUGGUGUUUGCCUAUGAAACCUCUUAGUUGAAUAGUUGGUAUUUGUUGAGAAACUUUAUGUGGUUGUGGACAUUUCUAUAGCCCUUUGGUAUUUGUUGAUCAGGCUAUGCUCAUUUUGUGUAGUUUGAAAUAAUUUUUGGAUUGUUCAAAGAUUUUUUCAUGUGGAUCGUUUUCUGGUUUCUAAAAUUCAAUCUACGAUUGAUCUUCAAUUUUGGGAUUAGUCUUUUGGCUUCCUUUCUUUCUGGCAUAGGUAAAAGUCUACAUUUAUUUCUUGUUGGAUUGACCGUGAAAGUUAUUAAACUAGCGUUGUAAUGUGGGUCAAAACCUUGAUUAUGCAGUUCUAAAGGUAGUUGUUGGUUGAAUCUUCCAUAUAAACAUGCAAGGGAAGUAUGUUAGGAUAGACAAUAACAGAAGACAACCACCAGCAUCAAACAACUACUACUCGACUGUACCUAUCGUGGUGUUUGUAGCCCUAUGUUUGGUCGGUGUGUGGAUGAUGACAUCAUCAUCCAAUAUUCCUGGGCAAAAUGUAGACAUGCAUGUUCAAGAAACCGACAAGAACGAUGUGAAAGAUCAAGUGAUAGACAGCUCCAAAAGUAGUACUGCUAAGCAAGUAGACAUUAUCCAAGGUGGUUUGGCUGGGGAUGCAAAUAAAUCAAUAGAAGACACAACAAAUCCACAAGAAGCAAACAAUUCUAUUGUACCGAAAGAUCAUAAGGAGAAUAAACCAAAAGAGACAUAUCCACAAAAUCAUGAUGAGAAGCCAACAUAUAUGCCAAAACCAAAGCUCGAAAAGAAUCCUCUAGAGAAAGCAAAGGAAAAACCUGUUGAAGAGUAUGCAUCAAGUAUUGAGGCACAAUAUCGAAAAGAAGAUGUAGAUUCAAAGCUUGUUGAUGGAAAGGUAAACCAAUUUGGCGAACAAAAAAAUCCCAAUGUUGGUCAAGCUAAUGGGAUGGGGCAAGGAGGAUCAAAGAAGAAUAUCUUAGAAGAUGGUAAGCCUAUUUCAUAUCAAAAUGAGAAGAAACCUGAUUUUGCAGAGAUCAAUAAGACAUUAGAUGAUAAACCUGGUGAUUCAAGAUUUGAGGAAGUGAGUGAAGGCCAAGUUGUGGAGAAAGGGGUUGAAAAAGACAAUAUGGAAGUCAAGAAUCAAAGUUCAAGUGAAAAUUUUCCCUCAGGAGCUCAGGCUGAGCUUACAAAUGAAACCUCAACAGAGAAUGGAUCAUGGUCAACUCAGGCAGUGGAAUCAAAGAAUGAGAAGGAUACUCAAGAAUCGGCUAAAGAGCCAGUUGUAUUCAAUUGGAAAUCGUGCAAUGGCACUGCUGGUCCUGACUUCAUUCCUUGUUUGGAUAACUGGAGAGCUAUUAAGAAUCUUAGAUCGAAUAAGCAUUAUGAACAUAGAGAGCGACAUUGCCCCGAAGAACCUCCAACUUGCCUAGUUCCACUUCCAAAAGGUUAUAAACGCCCAAUCGAGUGGCCUACAAGCAGGGAAAAAAUUUGGUACUCUAACGUACCCCACACAAAACUUGUUGAGUAUAAGGGGCAUCAAAACUGGGUGAAAGUUGAUGGUCAAUACAUUAUUUUCCCUGGUGGCGGAACUCAGUUCAAGCAUGGCGCUCUCCAUUACAUCGAUUUUAUAAACGAGAAUGUACCUGACAUUGCUUGGGGAAAACGUAGUCGUGUAAUCUUGGAUGUUGGAUGUGGAGUUGCUAGUUUUGGAGGGUUUCUCUUUGACAGAGAUGUAUUGGCAAUGUCACUGGCCCCUAAAGAUGAGCAUGAAGCUCAAGUGCAAUUCGCUCUCGAAAGAGGAAUCCCUGCUAUAUCUGCUGUCAUGGGCACGCUGAGACUUCCCUUCCCAAGUAAAGUAUUUGAUGUAGUGCAUUGUGCGCGUUGUAGGGUGCCGUGGCAUAUUGAAGGUGGUAAACUUCUUCUUGAGUUGAAUCGAUUGUUGAGGCCAGGCGGAUAUUUCGUGUGGUCUGCUACUCCAAUAUAUCAAAAGAAACCCGAAGACAAAGAAAUUUGGAAAGCAAUGAGCAAAUUAUUAGAGACAAUAUGUUGGGAGAUUGUGACUAAAUUUAAGGAUAGAGUCAAUGGAGUUGGCCUAGCUAUUUACAGAAAACCAACGAACAACACAUGUUAUGAAAAGAGAUCAAUACAAGAGCCCCCAAUGUGUGAAGCAUCUGAUGAUCCUAAUGCGGCAUGGAAUGUGCCUCUACAAACAUGCAUGCAUAAGGUGCCCGUCGAUUCUCUAGAACGUGGGUCGCGAUGGCCUGAACAAUGGCCAUCUAGACUGGACAACACUCCAUAUUGGAUGUUAGGUUCUGAAAUGGGAGUUUACGGCAAACCACAACCAGAAGACUUCGUUGCUGAUUAUGAGCAUUGGAAGCGAGUCGUCUCCAAAUCAUAUAUCAAUGGGAUGGGAAUAAAUUGGGAAACCGUUAGGAAUGUAAUGGACAUGAGAGCUAUCUAUGGAGGGUUUGCAGCUGCUUUGAAGGAUAUGAAUGUAUGGGUGAUGAAUGUUGUCCCAAUUGACUCCGCUGAUGUAUUGCCCGUUAUCUAUGAGCGUGGUCUAUUUGGAAUUUACCAUGAUUGGUGCCAGUCAUUCAGUACGUACCCAAGAUCAUAUGAUCUUCUGCACGCCGAUCAUCUAUUCUCCAUGAUCAAGCAGAAGUGCAAGAUAGUUCCUCUAGUGGUAGAGGUCGACCGUAUCCUAAGGCCGGAAGGAAAGCUAAUCAUACGAGACACUACUGAGAUCGUGAGAGAGGUGGAGAGAAUCCUAAGAUCGAUGCAGUGGGAGAUCCGAAUGACUUACAACAAGGACAAUGAAGGGUUGCUUUCUGCCCAAAAGACAAUGUGGCGGCCAAAGGAAGUUGAAAUGCUAGAUUAUGCUAUCAUUACUUGACUUAUAGAGCUCCUUCCCUAAUAGUUAUGUAAUUUGAAGGUUAGAGUGCCCCCUUAUUCCCUUUAUUGGGUUAUUGGAAGUUUCACUUAUUUACCAACAUCUGCAGUAAUCGAGUUUUCUUCCAUAAGGGUCCAAAAAAUCAAUUAACUAUAAUAGCCUAGCUCACUAUACCACAUCCUUAGCUUUUUUUGGGUUGUUGGUUUUAGAUGUCUCAAGUUGAAGUCCCUGUAUAGUUGCCCACCAUCGAGUGUUUUUUAAAGUCACCAAGUAAAAUGGCAAUGGUCACUCGGUACAAGGAGGUAGAGCAAGAGAACCUGGACAAACAUCCAUGUUUUAACUGUUGACAUCAUAAAUGGAACACUGUAUAAUGGCGUCGAGAUUGACUACCAUGCAUGUAUAAUAUGCUUACUUUGAAAAUGUAUGUAUACGGAAGGGAUUCAUACCACCUUGUGUUGCUCAACUGUGCAUCUAUGGAAAGAUAUGUUCUUUUAAUAUAUUUUUUUUUAUCUCCUGUCUUCCUCUUUUCUUCAGUUUUCCCUUUGUCUCUUUAUCUUGCUCACUGCACACAUCAUUCUCAUUCUUGCCCUCUUUAUGAUUCAAUGCCGAUUGACCACCUCAUACUCCUUGUAGCUAGUUUCUGGCACAUUUGAAAGCCGUAUACAUACUAAACUAUCUGCUCCAAUAACCAUUCCCACCCUCGUAUGGAAUGGCUUGCUAACGCUCGUGCUCUUUAGUAGACCUUAAGGAUUGACCUAAUUAUGACUCCCUCCACUGACCGUGCUGAUCAACUAAGAUUCCACUAUGACAAGUAUUCCAUCACAAAUGACAUGUUAUGAAAGUGAUUGUUUCUAAUUCCACUUGGAUGAUUUUGUGACGACAGUGCUGAAUCUUUGUUUUUGUUCAUUGGCAAGGUUCUAAAAGGCGCUAGGCGUAAGGCAGGCGCUCGGCUCCUGACUUGUGCCUUGCCCGAUUAGGCAUAGCCUAGGCGUUCAGAGCAUAAAUGGAAAAAUUCUAAAAUAUUUCCUGUUUUCUGGAAUAAUUCAUAUAAUUAAGUGCAUAUAAAAUUAACAAUGCCUAGUUCUUAACAGUAAACACUUAACAUAACAAAUAACAAGCAAAUAGUAACCAAUCAUCUGCUAAUAGGUGCUUAUUGAGGCAAGAAGCUUGUGCUACGUACCGAGGAGAAGGAAGGAGCAGCAAUUGACGAGUUUCGACUUUAUUUCCCACUAUAGCAGUGGAGCGGUGUGAAGGCGAGAAGAGUGAUCGAUUACUUUCUCCUGCGGUGGCAGAGAGCAGCAAAUGGGGUGAGAGCUAGGGCGGGAGGCGGUAGCAGAUGGGGGCGAGAGCUAAGGCGGCAGGGCAACAGAUGAUACUCCCCGCGUUUCUGAUUUUCUAGGGCAAGAGGCAAGUUUCUGAUUUUCUAGGGCAAGAGGCAAGUUUCUGAUUUUCUAGGACAAAACGAAGAGUAUUGGGUUUAACCGCCUAAGCUUGCCCAGGCACGCCUUCUCUCCACUAGGUGCAAACUAAGCGCUAUUCCUACCUACUAAGCGCUACCAGCGCCUUUUACCACGCCUAUGGCCAAGUCAAGGCGAUUCUCCACCGCCUAGCGCCUAAUUGAGCCUAGGCGCGCCUUCUUGAACCCUGUUCAUCGGUAAUUUACCAGAGUUAAGGCUCUACUUGUGUACUCAAAAUGAAGUGGCUCUCUCGGAAUCCAAUUGUUGUUUACCACAUUUCCUUUGUUAAAGCUUUGAAUGACCUGUUUACAUCUUAGCCCCCAGAAUCCAGGAGAAGGACGCCAUCAAUUAUACAACCUUAUUUAUGUGUCACACACUUCACAACUAUAAAACAAUAUCUGUUUG